This is a messenger RNA of Saitoella complicata NRRL Y-17804, 991 nucleotides long. RefSeq lists its product as uncharacterized. The record is from RefSeq and is a predicted model, not a curated record. The coding region runs from base 32 to 631 and encodes 199 amino acids. Lineage: Eukaryota; Fungi; Ascomycota; Saitoellomycetes; Saitoellales; Saitoellaceae. The transcript has a single exon.
CUCUCCUCCAUCAACAAUUACACUUGCAAGCAUGGGCUUUCCACUAUCGACAUACUCUACAACUGAGACGACGACGAGAGAAGCGGAGAGUGCAAAGCCACCCAAUGCAGCGGAGGUGUUGGCCGCAAAAGUCGAGAGGAUCGCGACCACCCUCCUACAAUCACAAUCUCGAAGACAUCACAACCGCACCACCCAUACCCACACCGAAGGAACCUCGAGGGGAGCAUGUUGUUUAGAGGGAUACAGCGUGGAACGUUUCGCCGAAGAUCUCCAACCUGACGAUAAAUUCGUACAACGCAUCUUCGAACUGCUCCUCAAAGAAACCGCAAUGCGGGCACGUCAAUCCAACACCGCCUCCUCCUCUGUCUCAAACUCCGGCUUCUCAACCCCCGCACCAAAACCGGAAGAACCCCUCCCCUCACAGCUGCACCAGAGACCGAGAGUCGUCGCCGCACCAACCCAAGCCUGGGCAUACGACGUCACGCCCCCCAUGGGUUCAUAUCCCUACGAAAGCGCGGAGUGGGAAGAGGGCGAGAGUGAGGAGUACGAGUUUACGGAGGAUGAGGAGGGUGGGGAGGAUGUGGAGGGGGAGAUGUGGAGUCCGGUUGAGGUUGGGAGUGGGUGGGUUUAGUCGAGUCAAGUCCGAAGGGGUUGGGUUUGGGGAAGUGGAUGGGAGAAAAGGAUACCAUGCGAUCAUGCAAUCGCAUACGACACACUACAGAACAUUGCGCUCUGCUACAAUGGCAAUUGGCAACUGGCUUCUACGGGACAACGAGGAUUUUCGGAUUUUUGGAGUUUGAUUCAUUAUAUCCAGGGUGAGGUGCUUGAUAGCAUAGUGAUGAGACUUUUGGUUUUGCUUUAUUCAUUUGAGUGUGCUCUUCAUGCUCUGCGUCCUGACUGCGCAGUGCUCGAAUGGUGCAUACACCCCGGUGGUCUCUAUAACCGACAUCCUUUGUAGCCCUGUCGCCCGACAUAGGCGUGAAUUGCUCGC